Molecule: messenger RNA, 1317 nt
Organism: Grosmannia clavigera kw1407
Lineage: Eukaryota; Fungi; Ascomycota; Sordariomycetes; Ophiostomatales; Ophiostomataceae
Exons: 2
Coding region: 1-1317 (438 amino acids)
Source: RefSeq, a predicted model, not a curated record
AUGAAGUACGGUAGCGCAGCUGUUCUCUUCGCCGGCAUGAGCCUUGCCUCGGCCGCCAGUCUGCCGACAGAGCGGACGCUCAAGGCCCGUGAGGUGCCGCAGGAGCACUCGCACAACCGCUUCCUCGACCUCGUCCGGACGUCGCUGAGCACGAACAACCCCAAGGGUAUUUCCGACCCGGUCUUUGGCCUGCUCGGCAACGCCGCCGCGGCCGGAGGUGCUGGCAAGGUCACCAACCUCGACUGCCUGCAGCAGGAGACGGCCGACCAGGCCUUUACCAACGCCAAGACGGCUGGCGACAUUCCCGGUAUGGCUGGUGCCCUGCUGUACCGCUCGAUCGAGCGCAACACCGGUGCCGUCGGCAAGGCCAGCGUCAUCUGCAACGAGACUGCCACGAACCCCGAGAUCGCCGCUGUGUCGCAGCACCAGGACCCUGCGUCGUCUGGCGCCGCCGCUACCAACAAGGCCAUCGUCCUGGCUCUGGCCAAGCAGCUGGCAGCCAUCGGUGCUGACCCGCUUCUCGCCCUCGAGAGCGGCACCUUUGCACCCGGCAGCCUGAGCGACACCACCGCCAAGGGCAACUCCUGCGACACCGAGGCUGACGAGCCCGGCUGCAUCUUCACCCAGAACCUGCUGGUCCUCGACGCCUCCGAGGCUGAGAUCAGCGCGGCCGUUGCCGGCAUCAAGCCCACUAAGUUCACCGGCACGCUCGGCGCUGCUGCCCCGGCCAUCGAGUCCAGCGCGAGCUCGCGUCCCUUCACCGUCAACGGCAACACGUUUGUGAACCUGGCCGCGGCUGUUCAGCGCUCUUGCGACGUUCAGCGCAACGCCUGCUUCAACGCGGCCAACUCUGGCAAGCUGACCGGCGGCACCGCCCAGUGCGACACCCAGGCCACCGCCUGCUCGGCUGCCAACUCUGCCUCGGCCAAGAUGCUCCGCCGUGCGUCCGACUUUGGUACUUGCAGCACUCCGACGAUCCUGUUCAAGUCUGGUCUUGACGGCCGUACCACCGAUGCCUUCAUCGCCUCCGACCAGACCGACUUCAACCACGGCUCGGCCCUGAACAUUGCCGUCAUCGCCGGCUUCAUCUGCCAGCGCCUCCAGUCGUCCUGCAACGCCGCUGCUAAUGUGGUCUCGUCCUGCACCAGCGCCUCGGCUGCUGCCGUCGCCACGACCCAGAACCAGGCUGCUGCGGAUGUAUUCAACAGCAUGAUCGGCGCCGGCUCAGCUGCUGCAGCUACCACUACGGCUGCUGUCGUCGCUGCUGCCGCCACGGCCGCGGCCUCGCAGGUCCUGACCAUCACCCAGUGCGCAUAA